AUGGCUGUGUCAAACCUAGGGAAACCAUUUCAUGAUUUUAUAACUGAAGUGGAAAAAUCACCUGAAUUUACUAACAACCAUCAUAAUUGCGAAUUAACAUUAAAUGAUAAUAAUGAGGCUUUAGGUUUACAUAAAAUUUUAGAAAUUAAGAUAAAAGACAAUGAUAGUGAAAAUACAACCGUUGGAACAAAUGAAGAAGCUUAUCAAGAUGGGACAAAACUAAACGACGACGAAAGCGUUUCAGAUGAUAUUCUUAAUGAAAAUAUCAAUCAAGAAAUAAUAAAUUAUGUUUAUGAAAAUUUGCUAGCAAAAGAAGUAAGCAAUGAGAGUUCAUCGGAUAAUUCAGACCCAAAUGACAAAGUUGUAAAAAAUUUAAGGGCAAAUUCAAAAAAAGGCCAAUUAAAUGAUAAUAAUAAAAAUAAUGAUUCAUCUAGCACAACAGUGGACGAAACUCAUGAAAAAAAACCUACUAUAAUAAAAAACGAUGAAGACAAACUUUCAUUACAAGCCCCCGUUUUAGUUGAAGGGAAAUGCUUCAUAUCAGAUGAUAACAUUUAUAUUGUUUCAGCAUUUAAUCAAAUACUAAAAAAUUCAUCGGUUGUUAGAGUAAUAUAUGAAUCACUCCUAUCAAUUAAAAAAUCACAAGAAUUAAAUAUAAUUCCUGAGUGGUUUAAAAUAAAACCAGAUGAAAACCAAUCAUUUGCGUUUACAACAUUAUUAGAUAAAGACGAUACACAUGAUUUGAUAUCAAAGAUGAUAGAAUAUGCAAUGGAUUCAAAACCAAAACUGGAAGCAAAUACUGUAACACACGAUAAAACACAAACAACAAAGCAAAAGACCAAUUUAGAUUCAAAUGACAUAGAAUCCUCUUCUGAAUUCUCGGAAAGAGUUUUAAUUACAAAGGAUGUUGAUGAAAUGAUAUCUAUGAAUUUAUAUCCCGAAGAAAUUGCAUUAUUAGAAGAAAACGAUUUUUUUAGUGAUUUACAUCAUGCAAUUAGUUUAUAUGUAAAUAAAGAUUUUAAAGAAGUUUAUAAAAGCAUAUUUGCGAAAAUUCAUCCAAGAAAUCCAUUUUAUGAUUUUUAUCAGCGAGUAGAUCAACAAGGUGCUGACUAUAGCAAGUUUGAUAUAUUACCUGAUCCUAUACAAGUUCCGUCUGCAUAUUCAGUUAAUUUAAAAUAUAAUGUAGGAUUGGAAAAAGCUAAAAAAAAAUUAAUCGUAUCUUUUGCAAUACCUUCAAGAGCAGAUAUUAAUGAAAAUGUUAAAUUAUUUUUUUUUGAUAAUUGUAUAAUUUUACAAACACAAGUUAACUUUGUAUCUAAAUAUCAAUUUCUUCAAUCUUUUCGCGCUGUCAUAACCGCUAUUAUACACGAUGUUCCUAGUGAAGACGGUAGCGGAAAAAAUACUACACAGAUAGACAUGUUAUAUGGCGCAUAUUUUUUGGAUUCAUCAUUCUUCAAAGGUAUAAUAAAGAAAGCCGUUUUACCAUUAUUGAAAUUUAUUUGUACAAGGUUUCAGAGAUGCAUAAGUGAAUGUUUAAGGGACGUAUAUAAGGACAAGGCUUUUCAUGAAAGAGGAAUCGAAGCUAAAGAUAUAAACGCUAUUUUUAGAAAGUACUAUAAUAGUAACGGUGUCAUUAGUAACGGUCCUAGUAGUAGAAAUACCAUUAGUAUAGAAAGUGAUAUUCUCAAUCCCGGUAAUCGUCUUAUAAUUAAUGAAAGAUCCAAAAAUUCUGAUGCUAAAAAUAAGACACUAACUGGAUUCAAAAAUCAGAUAGCAAAUCCCCAAAAUAAUAAAACACUUAUAAAAAUGAAACACUUUGAAAAUAUCCUAACCAAAUACUUAAACGAAGCGAUGGAUAUGAAUCUCAUGGUAACUCCUUCCGACAAAACCCCCGCCUUUUCCGCCAAGUCCAUAGCAAUAUUGAUGUACAUUUAUAUGAACUUUAUUCAAAGUCUAAAACAAUAA
Molecule: messenger RNA, 1965 nt
Organism: Plasmodium vinckei vinckei
Lineage: Eukaryota; Apicomplexa; Aconoidasida; Haemosporida; Plasmodiidae
Product: conserved rodent malaria protein, unknown function
Exons: 2
Coding region: 1-1965 (654 amino acids)
Source: RefSeq, a predicted model, not a curated record